Molecule: messenger RNA, 420 nt
Organism: Staurois parvus
Lineage: Eukaryota; Metazoa; Chordata; Amphibia; Anura; Ranidae
Source: the annotation of a GenBank genome assembly
AUGAGCUUUAAAUAUGGGCUGAGACAGGCAUUAAUGGCUUUAGUUCACAAGGGCGUUAGGCAGGCAUUAUGAGCUUUAGUAUGGGCUUAGGCAUUACCAUGGGCGUUAGACAAUGCUCCUAAUGAGCUUUAGCAGGCAUUAAUGAGCUUUAGUAUGGGCGUUAGGCAGGCAUUAAUGAGCUUUAGUAUGGGCGUUAGGCAGGCAUUAAUGAGCUUUAGUAUGGGCGUUAGGCAGGCAUUAAUGAGCUUUAGUAUGGGCGUUAGGCAGGCAUUAAUGAGCUUUAGUAUGGGCGUUAGGCAGGCAUUAAUGAGCUUUAGUAUGGGCGUUAGGCAGGCAUUAAUGAGCUUUAGUAUGGGCGUUAGACAGGCAUUAAUGAGCUUUAGUAUGGGCAUUAGCAUUAGACAUUAGACAAUGGCUUUA